AUGGCAUCUCUAAUACACUGCGCGCGCUCAUCAAGAGCAUUACGGAAAACACUCGCACCACGAACGACGCAAGAAGUCACCCUGCCAGCCUUCCUUGUCCCGGCCUUCACCCACCCCCCAUCCUGCCAGCAAGCUCACUUCACCACCUCCCCACCAUGCCGCUCGAAGAUCGGCCGCGCGCCGCUUUCACUACCCCCCGAAGUCACGUUCACCAUCUUCGACGCCCCUCAAGUGAAGCAAGGCCGGAGCAUCAGCCGCAGUGAACCGAGCAGAAAAGUUGAGGUCCAAGGGCCGUUGGGGAAGAUGAGCCUGCAGAUACCGCCUUACAUCGACAUCACGGCUGGUGAGGAGGGCAAGACAUAUGGGCUGAGUAUAUUGGAUGCGAAUGAUAAAAAGCAGAAGGCUAUGUGGGGCACAACCAGAGCAUACCUCCAAAACCACAUCCUAGGGGUCAGCGAAGGCCACACCGCUAUCCUCCGCCUCGUCGGUGUAGGCUAUCGAGCGACCGUCGAAGGCAAAGCGAUCACGAAAAAGCCUGAAUUCGAAGGCCAGAAGUUCGUCUCCCUCAAAGUCGGCUACUCGCACCCGAUAGAGCUUCCAGUCCCCAUGGGCGUGAAAGCAAGCUGUCCGCAGCCAACGCGAAUACUACUGGAAGGCAUCGACAAAGUAGUGGUCAAGCAGUUCGCGGCAGAGAUCCGAGAAUGGAGGAAACCAGAACCAUACAAGGGCAAGGGCAUCUUCGUCAACGACGAGACCAUACGGCUGAAGGCGAAGAAGAUCAAGUAG
Messenger RNA from Saxophila tyrrhenica, 786 nucleotides. RefSeq names its product 54S ribosomal protein L6 mitochondrial (gene MRPL6). The transcript has 2 exons. Gene Ontology annotation, molecular function: rRNA binding; structural constituent of ribosome. The record is from RefSeq and is a predicted model, not a curated record. Lineage: Eukaryota; Fungi; Ascomycota; Dothideomycetes; Mycosphaerellales; Extremaceae. Gene Ontology annotation, cellular component: ribosome; mitochondrial large ribosomal subunit. Gene Ontology annotation, biological process: translation. Bases 1 to 786 code for a protein of 261 amino acids.